Mercenaria mercenaria is the source of this 1493-nucleotide messenger RNA. RefSeq names its product E3 ubiquitin-protein ligase TRIM33-like. Gene Ontology annotation, biological process: positive regulation of DNA-templated transcription. The transcript is spliced from 2 exons. The record is from RefSeq and is a predicted model, not a curated record. Gene Ontology annotation, cellular component: chromatin; nucleoplasm. Gene Ontology annotation, molecular function: ubiquitin-protein transferase activity; zinc ion binding. Bases 131 to 1099 code for a protein of 322 amino acids. Lineage: Eukaryota; Metazoa; Mollusca; Bivalvia; Venerida; Veneridae.
CUAUCUAACAUGUUCAUAUGAUAUCCAUACACAUGGUGGUAAUUAAGAUAAUUGGAGACGAACAAUGAAAAUUGAAUAUAGUUGUUAAACAGAUUAAGUUCGAAAACAAAAAGUGUAAAAUCAUAAUAAAAUGGCGUUUGGAGGAAGUAUAAAUACUGACGUGCUGCAUGAUGAAACGUUUGAUCUACUAUGUACUAUGUGUGAGCAAAAAGGUAGAAAUAGAGAAGCUGAAAAAUACUGCGUGGAAUGUGAAGACUAUUAUUGUUUGACCUGCGUGAAUGUUCAUGACGAGGUUCCAUCACUAAAACGACACAAGAUACUUGACAAAGGAAAGUUUCCAUCAAGAUCAAUCAAGGCACGGUCACGUUCCGGCAAGACUCAACCUAUGGCACCGACAGAAAGAUGUGAUCGACAUAGUCACCACUAUAUAGACAUGUACUGUCAGAAUCAUGAUGAUGUUGGGUGCGGUACCUGUAUGGCGGUAGAUCACAGGUCAUGCCAAGACAUCUUUUAUAUACCAGAAUUUCUUCAAAGCAACACAAGGAUAUCCCCUGCGAAGACUACAUUGAAGAAAUUAGAAUCAAUUGCGACAACGCUCAAAGCUCAUUAUGAAAGUUUCCAACGUGGAAAACAAGAGCUUGUGAAAAGAAAAGCUACAACACUAGAAAAUAUCCGAAAGUUUAGAAAGGAAAUCAAUGAAAGACUUAACGAAUUGGAGAAGAACACAGUAACUGACGCAGAAAUGAGAUACAAAGCCUUUAUAAGCAAGUUUGAAGAAGAAAUGGAAACAUUAGAGAUAAACAGAGCCAACAUACAAUCCGCAAGAGACAAGCUUGUCUCUGCUGACAAUAAUGUGUCACAUAACUUUGUAAAUGCUAUAAAAGGUAGAAAUAUAGCUAACAAGGCCGAAAAAUGCAUUGAAGUGAGCAAAUCACAGCUUCCUAUAGAAGAUAUUGACUUUAAACCAGAUCUAAGAUUAUCUGCUUUGUUACAGGAGUUACCUGCCCUUGGUAAUGUUACACAGAGAGAAACUAGGAAGGUUAAACAAGUCACAUCUGUUAAACAAAAAGUUUCAGGUCAGAAAAAUGAAAAGUCAUAAUAUUAUAAUGUUAGUAACACUCAACAGGAGGCUUUACUUAAGGUCAAGGGUUGCAAGAAAUAUUGUGUUAAUGUUGAAUCAGAUAUAUUUGGAUGUAAUAUUGUCAGUGCCUGUACUCUGGAGGAUGGAACAAUGCUACUGUCUGAUUACAGCAGUUUCAAUGUGAAACGUUUAGACAGUUUCACAUAUGCAGUCAUAGACUACUGUGAUCUGCCUGUAUUCCCAUGGCAAGUUUGUUCCAUCAAUAAACACCAAGCUGCUGUAUGUUUGCCAGACCAGCAAGAAGUUCACUUCAUUUCACUAUCAAACAGAAUGACAUUAACAAACAAGAUAACAACUGACUUUUACUGUUAUGGUCUAGCAUAUGCUGAUGGCAAUCUGUACAUUUCAGACU